AUGAUGGGAAAACUUUUUCAAAUCUAUUCUAAAUGUUGUCAAUAUCGAUCAAUAUUUAUUAUAACUUUUCUUCUUGUCGUCAUCUUACUUGUUAUUACUAUAAUAACAUCUCAAGGUUUACUUCUAUCUAACAUCCACACAACGGUUGCCAUCAAUUCAAGUACAUCGACAUCUUCUCCCAAUGAAUCUUGUCAUAUGUCCACGGCGUCACCGAUAUUAUGUGGCUGUCCGAUAAGAUCUAGUUCCAAAAUCAUCAAUGGACAACCAUCGAAUGAAGCGGCAUGGCCAUGGAUGGUUAGUUAUGGUCCUAAACGUAUACAUAUAUGUGGAGGAGCACUUAUUACACCAGAAUACAUUCUUACAGCCGCUCAUUGUCUUUAUUCAAACGAUAAAACUAAUCCCAUAGAUAUUGAAAAUAUUAAAAUUCGUAUAGGCAUAACCAAUUUAACUGAUGUUACAUAUGAAAAUAUUUUCUCUAUUCGAAAAGCUACUUUACAUAAUGAUUUCAAUCCUAAUACCUAUAAAAAUGACAUUGCAUUAAUAAGAUUAGAUCGAUCAGUUACUCAAUCAGAUACUGUUCAAAUGUUAUGUCUUCCUCGUUUUACGUCCUAUUCAUACCCUCAAGUGAACACAACAGUUAUGGCUAUUGGUUGGGGUCAUACCAUUGAUCCAUUAUUAAAUUCUAAUUCACAAAUAUCAACACAACUUCAACAAACAUCUCUUCCUGUUUUAUCGAUAAUAAAAACUAUCAACAAUACCAAUCUAUGUUUUGAUCAAGAAAUCGAUUCGCCCGAUCAACAAUUUUGUGCCGGCUAUGAAAAUGGUCUAUCGGAUACAUGUCAAGCUGAUAGUGGAUCACCAUUAAUGUUGUUUAAUGAACAACAUUGGGAACUUGUUGGUAUCGUUAGUUACGGAAUAGGUUGUGCUCAAGCAAGAUUACCGGGCGUUUAUACACGUGUAUCUGCUUAUCUCGAUUGGAUUCAUGAUCGAGUUCGAUAUUAA
Rotaria socialis is the source of this 1002-nucleotide messenger RNA. Lineage: Eukaryota; Metazoa; Rotifera; Eurotatoria; Philodinida; Philodinidae. The record is from the annotation of a GenBank genome assembly.